Ceratosolen solmsi marchali is the source of this 1495-nucleotide messenger RNA. RefSeq names its product pyridine nucleotide-disulfide oxidoreductase domain 1 (gene Pyroxd1). Gene Ontology annotation, molecular function: oxidoreductase activity. The transcript has a single exon. The coding region runs from base 33 to 1454 and encodes 473 amino acids. The record is from RefSeq and is a predicted model, not a curated record. NCBI's taxonomy places the organism in Eukaryota, Metazoa, Arthropoda, Insecta, Hymenoptera, Agaonidae.
UAUAUUUUUAAAAAUGUACAAAAGAAUGCAAAAUGAAUAAUAUGGAAGCGACUUUUGUUAUAAUAGGCGGAGGCAUUUCCGGAGUAUCUUGCGCAGAAAGCAUUGCAUUUCUUGCGCCCAAAGAAAGCGUAAUCCUAAUAACGGCAAGUCCAUUGAUUAAAUCUAUAACCAACGUUCUGCCAUUUGGACAGACAUUAACUCAAUUUGAUGUAGAAGAGUGCGUAACAGAGUCGUUAAAUAGCACCCAUCCAACAGUAACUGUUAUCAAAGAUGUUGUGGUAAGAGUCGAGAAGAAGAAGAAUAGUGUCAUUACGGAAAAAGGAAAAGUUAUAAUUUAUAAAAAAUUAUGUAUUUGCACGGGGGCGCGGUCGAAAUUAAUUUUUGAUAAUAGCAAGAUUAUAGGAAUUCGGGAUACCGAAUCGUUGGAGAAUUUCUUGGAAAAAUUAAGAUCGGCAAAAAAAAUUAUCGUUAUUGGAAAUGGGGGAAUAGCGAUUGAACUGGUUCAUGAAAUAAAUGGCGUCGAUAUCGUCUGGGUAAUUAAAGAUAAACAUAUAUCGGCAACAUUCGUUGAUCCUGGUGCAGCAGAAUUUUUUCAAGAAAAACUGUCGAAAACUAAUUUAGAUGUUAAUAAUCAAAUUACCAAACGAAUUAAAUAUACAGUAUCGAAGGACGAAUCAAAAGUAGGAGGAUCGGCACUUGGUCCAGAUUGGCGUAAUAAUAUUGAGCUUAAUGUUAAUGUCAGUAGAUUCGAACAAACUUCUGUGCAAGUCGAGUAUGAGUGCGAAGUACUCAAGUUAAUCGAUCCUUCGGAAAUACCCUCGGAUAAUGAUAGAGAAAAAUGGCCAAUUUAUGCCCAGCUGAGUAAUGGAAAAAUCAUUGGAUGUGAUUUUAUUGUUUCGGCAACUGGAGUAACACCAAACAGUAAUAUACCAGGACUGGAGUCCGUGAAAAGAGCCAAGGACGGUGGCUACGUUGUUGAUUCGAACAUGGAAACUUCUGAGAAAAAUAUUUAUGCGGCUGGUGACGUAUGUACGGUGGGAUGGGAAAUUGCUUUCCAUUGGUUUCAAAUGAGACUUUGGACGCAAGCUUUUCAAAUGGGUCGUUACGCCGCGAAAGCCAUGGUUUCCAUGUUCAAGGGAGAAGACUUUUUUCAAGAUUUUUGCUUCGAACUCUUUACACACGUUACAAAAUUUUUCGGCUACAAAGUUAUAUUGCUCGGUUUAUUCAAUGGACAGAAAUUAGAUAACGAAUACGAAAUCUUACUGAGAGUAACAAAAGGACGCGAGUAUGUCAAAUUAAUUCUUAAAAAUGGAAAAAUGCAAGGCGCGGUUCUCAUUGGUGAAACGGACUUGGAGGAAGUGUGUGAAAACUUAAUACUGAAUCAAUUAGACUUAAGUGCAUAUGGUGAAGAUUUCUUAAAUCCAGACAUUGAUAUAGAAGAUUAUUUCGAUUGAAUCUACUUUAUACUGCGUGAUAUUCUGCUAGAAUUAUUAUU